AUGGCUAGACAGUGGAUUUUGACAGGCCAGGAAGGCUUUGAAAAGUCACUCGAAUACCAAGACAACAUCAGCAUACCCUCAGUCCAAGACUUGGGUCCUCAUGAAGUGCUUGUCAAACUCUACGCCGCGAGUCUCAACUAUCGCGAGAUAAACAUUGCGAAGCCUGGGAGUAUCAAUGGUCCAAUUACUCCACCCAUCGUUCCUGGCUGUGAUGGCGUGGGCACGGUUGAGGCCGUCGGGUCUUCCGUCCACGAGUUCCGCGCAGGAGAUCGAGUGAUCACGACUUGUGUAGUAAAACCAGUCAAUGAGUCUGAAGGCGAUGAUGCCCAGGCUACGAUGUUAGAUGUCCCAAACUGCCUUGGCCAAGGGACAGACGGUACAAUUCGAUCCUGGGCGACUUUUCCUGCAACAGCCCUUGUGCACGCUCCAAAGUCGUUGGACUGGUUGCCAGCGGCGACCUUGUCAUGCAACUGGGUGACAGCGUGGAAUGCGCUCUUCGGCUUGAAAGGAAACCAGGCGGGGCCAGGCUCAUGGGUGCUCGUUCAGGGCACGGGUGGUGUGAGCAUCGCUGUCCUACAGAUUGCUGUCGCUGCCGGUGCUACGGUUGUGGCUACCACCUCAACAGAGGAAAAAGCGGCUCGCCUCAAGGCCCUUGGCGCAGCUCAUGUGGUCAACUAUCGAACACACCAAAACUGGGGCGAAGAGGCACGGCGAUUGACACCUAGCGGACGGGGGUUUGAUUUCAUAAUUGAGAUUGGCGGGUAUGAAACCUUGCCUCAAUCCUUCGCCGCGGUCCGCGUGGACGGUAUCGUUCUAGUGAUAGGCUUUGUCGGUGAUGAUUCUCCUCCUGUUUCUGUUCUUUCCGCCUUGAUCCAUACCUGCGUUAUUCGCGGUCUACUCGGAGGCAGCCGAAACCAACUUCGAGAUGCCGUUCGCUUCAUUGACGAGAAAAAGAUUGUGCCUGCGAUCGACGAUGUGGUGUUCGAGCUUGCGGAGGCAAAGAGUGCCUAUCAACGCCUGGCGGAGAAGAAGCAUUUCGCCAAGGUUGUCAUUCGCAUCGAUCAUCCUAACUAG
This is a messenger RNA of Aspergillus calidoustus, 1074 nucleotides long. The record is from the annotation of a GenBank genome assembly. Lineage: Eukaryota; Fungi; Ascomycota; Eurotiomycetes; Eurotiales; Aspergillaceae.